GCCAUUGUUUACUGAUCUGAAUCUCAGUCGCCUUCACUGCUCUGUGCUCCCCCGCUACCCAGCGUGUUUCUUCAAGUCAUGCAGACCUUUCGAUCUCUAAUAUUUUUCCUCAAAAUGACCAGCGUGUUUGGCUGAAUCUUCGCGGUUUAUACAGGAAAAAUACGGUAUCAUGAAAUGGAGAUCACUCGUGCCAGGCCGUCCUUGUACGGAGAAAUCGGUAAGUAGCUUACAGUUGGUCACCAACAGUAACCCAAUGCAACAAUUUAUUAAAACUGACCAGUCUUGCUAAAUGAAUUAUUGGGAAGGACAGAGAGCUAAAAACGACCGUCUUUCAUUUGCCUUCGUAUCAUGUUGAAUUGCUGGCAUAGAAGUAACAUUAUAGCUAGGUCAAAAUUAGCUAGCAUGGUUUCUAAACAGGGUUGUUGAAGUUAGUGUGAGAGCACGAUUCUACCUUUAAGCUCGUUAGUGAGGCCAGCAAGUACCUACAUGCGAGUUGUGUAACAUUACAGGUCACAGACUGUACCAAUGAAACCAGUCUGAUAGUUGACCUACUAUCAGAUUGAGCUACUGCAAAUGAACGAGGAUUCGCUCAGUAAUUAUUAUAAGCAAACGUACAUUAUAACAUAAAAUCAACUGUGUGAUAUUGUCAACAAAAACUGAAAGUCUAGAUGCAUCCUGGAAGUAGAAUUUUGCAGCCAUUGUCUGUGAUUUUCUGUCAUUGUCAUGUGCAAUACAGCAAUUCGUACACCAUUAUUUAUCAUGUGUAAUAUGGCAAUUUUCAUACCUCAUUUAUGCCACCAUUUCAUACAUUCGCAUACUCAGAACCUACUGCAUCGCUAGUUCACUUUGUAAAUAUCUCUUUUCACUUGUAAAUAUUUCUCUCACCUUAUAUUUCUUUUUUACUUAUAUUUGUCUUUCAUAUUUUUUGUAGCCUUAUUCCUUCAGUACUUGUUGUGUGUUUAAUCUGUACUCCUUUGAGUCGAGCGGUCCUCUCAUCCAGGGCAUUUCAUUGCAUUGUUGACCUUGUUUAACAUGCACAUGACAAAUAACUAAUCUUGAAUUCUCUUUGCCCAGGUUUUGAUGUCGUGCUUGGUUGGAAUAUGUUGGUAUUACUAAUUAUGAUGUCAAACUCAUCCUUAAAGCAAUCAAUCAAACCAUAUGUGUAGCAUUAAUUCAUAAAUUUAUGUCAAGACACUUAAAAGAGCAGGUCCACUUGACGUAUAUCCACAUUAAGCAAACAUCAGUAGUAAGAUAUGACUCACUUCCUACAGGCUGAAACCUGAAAGACUGUUGUGACUGUUUCAGGCAACAUUGCUGUGUCUAACAGAAGCAUAAUUAUCUCAGUACUUACUGGGUACCCCUAGUUAUACAAUUUUUUUAAUGUAAAAAACAGGGUUUUAUGUAUAAAGCCAAAAUCAAAUUUUUAGUUAUGUAAAUUUUCAGGCCUUAAUUAUAACCUGACAUAUAACAGAAUUUGUAGAAAAGUUGUUAUAGAAGCCAAGCCAAGUUGUUUUGCGGGCUCUAUGUCCGUUCAGGACAUGAAUACUGCGAUUUCACCACUGUGAUGUUAUUACUUUUUGGAUGAUUAUGACAUUUAUUAACUUAAAUAUAACAGUUUUUUUCUUGGCCUACUAUAAACCCUUCCAACCAUUUUAGGGCCUCUGUUUUUUAUUCUCCUACAAACAGAAGAAAAGAACCAAAGACAAAAAGUUCCACUAUUUCAUCUUUAAAAACAGAAAAAAUAAACAUAGACAUAAUGAGCUCGAAGGAAGAGUUCUCUAUUUCUCCACAACAAUCAUGAAUGGACUGACCCAGAAGUGUUUGUUCUUGCUUAUUUUUAGCUCAUGGUCUUGGAUUCUGGACAGACCGGUCAGCAGUGCAUGAAGCUGCAGCGCAGGGCAGGGCCCUCCAGCUGCAGCAACUGAUUGAGGGAGGAGCAGCGGUUAACAUUGUAGCCGUCGACUCCAUCACCCCCCUGCAUGAGGCAUGUAUACAAGGACAGACCCAAUGUGUCAGACUGCUUCUGGAUGCUGGUGCACAGGUGAGAUGGUGUCAUGACGGUAUGCUGCAAAGAAACACCUGACAAGAAGUUGAUGACUUUAUAUAUCAUUGUAUUAUUGGGUAGUGCUUUUUUAAACUGUUCUUUAUUUUGGCCUUUGCGCCCCCCAGGUGGAUGCUCGUAACAUCGAUGGCAGCACACCUCUGUGUGACGCCUGUGCAGCAGGUAGUCUGGAGUGUGUGAAGCUGCUGUUGGAGUAUGGCGCUGCAGUAAAUCCUCCACUCUUUACCUUCUCACCCCUUCACGAAGCUUGCAUGGGAGGUGUGUUUUAUUUCAGUACCUACAACAUCUCACAAGAAUGUGAUUCAAGCCAUGUCUUCAUCCAUCAUGAUGACUUUGUUUCAUCUGUCCUGCACUGCUGAGCCUGAUUACACACUGUUGUUAACAAGAUCCAAAAAGUGCUGGAUAAACAGUUUUCAGAUGACUACUUUGACUUUUUUUGUAGUCAGUUAGAAAAGUUUGGCCAACAGUAUUAAGUACAUAGUGAAUAUUGAGAUGACUAUGCAGUAUUGGUGUUAGAUUUUUUAAAUAUUACUGGAAAUCCUUUCAAGUUUUAGCCGUGAAAUAAAAACACUAGUACCAUUAAGAGGGGAAACAGCCAUGGUUUUGCCUACUGAGGCAGUUGAAUACACUCAAAUGAUUGCAGUAUUGAUCUGAAAGCAGACGUGUUGAAUUAGGAGAAAGCCCAGAAGUAAAACUGCAGCCAAAAUCUAUUGAACCUGACAAACAGCUCUGGUGCUCUGUGUAAAUGUUUCUACUUCUGGGAAUUUGUUUUGCAGCCAUUGAGCAUUCAAGUGACAUGAAAUGAAAAAAAAAAAUCUUCAUGAUCACAUACUCUGACAUGUAGUGCAACUAUUAAAAUGAGUUCAUAACAGUUAUCAAAUCAAUGUAGUUGUGAUUAUCUUUUGGAAAGUUUCUCUCCUGUAAAGUAAAAAAAGGCCAAUAUUAACUUAACCAACAAACGGUGUAUUAAUAAAGUAUUUCCUGACAUCCAGAAUCAUGAUCUGUUUUUAACUUUAAGUGACACAGAGCUCAGAGAGCAGAGUUUCAUUAGCUACCUUGCAAGUACCUGCACAGGACUUUUCUGUGUCAUUAAUAUUUGCCUGUGAAAAUCUGGUUCAGUUUUCCUGAAAUACUGGUCCUGCUGGCUUGGUGCCGUUGGUCUAUUCACUUUGAGGAGCUGAUUAUCUAUGAGAACUUUGAAUCAUGUUUAAAGCAUAUGUUGGGCUGCUACCUUUCAGAAACUGAGAUUGCAUCAUUGUAUGUACACCAUUGAGAUCUCACCUCAACUGUUCAGUUCUUAAAUCAAGUCCUUCCCUGACAAUACAUCCUACCUGCUCAUCCUGUUUGUCUCAGACAAAUGUGAAAUACAAAAGCCCUGUACUUUUGUAAAGCUGUUCAAUCUUAGUUUGAAAACUGUUCUUGACAAACAAAACUUGGCCUGUCUUUCUCACGACAGGUAAUUCAGACUGUGUUCAGCUCAUGAUUGACCAAGGAGCUUUCAUGGAGGCCCAUGACUGCCACUAUGGCACGCCGCUUCAUGUAGCGUGUGCAAGGCAACAUUACAACUGUGCUAAAGUUCUCCUCAAUGCAGGUAAUUGUGUAUUCAUCUUCUAUGACGUCUUAUAAGAUGAUCACCACAGUAGUUUUGUGGGUAAUCUACCAGUUUAAUUUGAUAGUUUCUUUUUUUAAUGCUGCCCAUUUUUUAGACAUUUUUUGAUUCAUUUUCUAAAUGACCAAAGACAAUUUCAGGUUUUCUUUAGGGAAGACAACAUUUCAGAUGUUCAGUGACAAAAGUAACAAAGUUAUUGUCAAGGCAAACUCUGAUGUCUCAUCUAAUUUUACAGUACUCUCAUGGAAUAAAAGGGCAAAAAUAGUAAAGAUAAGUUACGCUUGACUACAAGAAGUUGACAUUCAAGUGAGUAAAGUUACACAGAGGAUCUCUACCCCUCAUUUAUACUUUACACAUGACCAGAAGAUAGUAAUGUGUCAUCGCCUCCAAGUAAAUAAUUGACAGUUGAGUUAUCAACAUGACAUGGCAUUGACUUAUCUCCUUGCUGUGCUGCACUCUAUGAAAACACGUGUUGUGUUUGCCUUAUCUAUCACUUGAUAGAAAGAGAAAAAAAGUGUUUAAUUCAGUGUCACAUUCGCACAAAACAAGUGCUGUAACACAAGGAUGAGGAUGAUAAAAUGUUAAAGAUGUACAGGUUGGUGCUGUUUCUUUUUCAAUGCUUUUUUCCUAAUGAUAGUUUUAUCCCUUUUUGUCAAAGGGGCAAAUGUGAAUGCUGCCAAAAUCCAUGAGACAGCACUUCACCACGCAGCCAAAACAAAGAACGUGGACUUAAUUGAGCUACUCGUGGAGUAUGGGGGGAAUGUAUACGCCAGGGAUAACCUGAACAAAAAACCAAUCCACUACACCAGCCAGGGAUCUCCCUCGUAUCUCUGCUUGGAGUUCUAUGAGAGUAUGUUUGUUUCUCUUAAGUAUACAUCAAAUAAUACCUCUGUAUAGUUUAUCUAUAGACAAGAACACAGAUAAACUGUUGUCUCUUUUCAUUUCUCUUCCCCAGAUACCCCCCUCAGUCUGCAGCAGAUCAGCAGAGUGGCUUUCAGAGAGUCACUUGGAACGAGAGCAAGUGGUGCUGUUCCAAAGCUGGACUUGCCCAAUCGUAUCAUACGUUUUCUUUCUUACGCACCGCCUCCUGUUGUUGUAAUCUGGUGACUUUAUUUUUGAAAGUUAAGGUGCAGCUGGGGAGGUUGAAUCCAGAGAAAUGUCUGCAAACGUUGCAUCAGGAACUCAGAAAAUAUCCUCUGACACAGAAGGUGAAUGGAGACUUACUCAAGUUUGAAUUUUAAAGUUCAACAAAGCUACACCUGUUUAAUAAGAAGUUAUCCGGCACAGUGAAUGGAAACAAAAUUGCUUUGAUGGCUGUUUGUAGCGAUUGUGUUGUGAAAUGUGCAAUCUCAGCUUUUAAGUUGCCAUUUUUAUCAGCUGAUCUUACCUGAUAAUCUUUUCAAGCAAAACUAUGCAAGUCUCUCGUCCAAUAUACAGCUUACUCUUCGACUCUGUAGUAGCUUUUAUGCAGCCACUACAGUGUCGGGUCAGAACUAAAUUCUGUAAUUAUCAGUUUGUAGCCAAAAUCAAAGGUUUUUAAACAGAUGCAAUGGUUAAUCGAAAGACACUAUGAGACAACAUCCAGGUCAAAGUACACGGAGUCAAAUAAAAUCACACAACUGCCAGCAGAGAACAACUUACCUUCAACUUCAGCAGAAGUCUAAAAGGCCAGAUACAAAGAGUCUUUAGUAAUCCACACUAGAGAUCAUUUUCAAUAGCUCUGGAGUUUUAAUCAGUGUUAUUAAUUAAAAGUAUUGCUUAAUCAAGUUUACAUUAAGUUGUUAUGGUUGCCAUGAAUGAGUAAGUCUGAAUGUAUAAUUUGUGAAACACUGUCGAACCUAAAGGGACCAUGACAUAGUCUGAUAAGCAGGAUUUUGUUUGUAUGUAUUUGUAUAUAUUCUUUCACUAUUUAUAUUGAAUGUAAAUUUGUAAAAACUACAUAUGGCUCUACCUCUACUAAAUUAGUGUAAAUAAAUAGACCACCACUGGACUGUUUGAAUUGAAGUUAAGUGAUGUGUCCUGACUUGUAAUUAAACAUUGUGUUUAUUGUUACAAAGUUCAUUGAGCUGUUCAGGCUGAGAAAAAGUACACAAUGUCAGAAAUGCUAGCAGAAGAUUAUUAAAGCAGUCUGUAUCCACAGUCAAAUAUGAAAAUGAGGCACAGCCAUGUCGCGAUUACAAAAGUGUUGAUUCAGUCCGACCUGCAAAAAACAUGCCUCUGUCUAAAAUAGAUAGAAAUGACUGAUUUUCUUCAAUGUCAUGAACACGGCUGUUUUAAGAAAGGAGAUACACCAUCCAGCCUUAACAUAAUAACCAUCGACAGGUGAAGGGAUUAACUUCAUACAAGUGCACCUGUCAGUGGGUUGGAUAUACUAGGCAGCAGGUAAAUAUUCGUCCUUUGAUGGUGAAAUAGGGGAGUAAGAAUGUGGGUGAUUUUGAUAAGGACCAAACUGUGAUGGGUAGAUGACUUGGCCAUAAUGUCACCAAGACUGCAGCUCUUGUGGAGGUGUUCUUGUGGGUCAGUUCCCUCAAAAUGUGGUCCAAGGAAGGAAAUAACAGAGAGCCGGAGACAGAGUCUUGGGCAGCCAGGGCUCCCUGGUAUGUAUGGGAAGCAAAGGUCUGAUCCAACAAAAGAGCUGCCAGAGUUGCUGAAAAAUUUCACACAAGUUCUGGGAGAAGGGUGUUAGAAAAGUGCGUCACAGAGUGUUGUGUAUGUGGUUGUGUAGCUGCACUCAGUCACUACAGACCCCUGUCCACCGCUGUAAACUCCUACAAUUGACUUCAGAACUGGACCACUGACCACUGGAUGAGGGUAUCCUGAAGUAACACAACAAAAAGUCCAAAGUUGUUGACUUGGUCUCCAAAUUUCCAAGUUCUCUCAGUUCUCAGUAUUUUUAGUGGCCAUACUUACAAACCAUACAAGCUUUCUCCUCUCUUGUUCCCUAACAAAAAUUGGCAAGUUUGUUGGGGAGAAUACCAAAACACAUUUCUUCUGGGAAACAUCAAGCUUAAUUUGACCAAGAAGAAAGAGUUCAGGGUGCUCUGGAAAAAGGAUUGUCAGGCAGUGCACCAUGAACUGUUGCUUUUUUAGUCAGAAAGAGGACAUGAUCACUUGGCAAUGGCAGCUGAGGAACCAACAUUCAACAGUUUCUUACUUCAGCAGAUAUUUUUAGAACGAGUUUCAGAGGCUGCAACUGCUGGUGUUGUAAACCCUCUGAGAGCUAUAGAUAGAGGAGGUUAUACGGUUGACGCUGUGCCACAGGCCUCUAAAGUCAACAGGAAUAUGCUGUAGACUCGACAUUGGAAGGUCUUGACAUGCUGAUUGUUGUGUUAAGCUCUGAGAUCUGGCCCAGUCCCA
This is a messenger RNA of Xyrichtys novacula (pearly razorfish), 7028 nucleotides long. Lineage: Eukaryota; Metazoa; Chordata; Actinopteri; Labriformes; Labridae. The record is from the annotation of a GenBank genome assembly.